AGCCUCCCAAAAAGUUUUCCCGCCUGACCCGCCAACACUAUAUCCUGUUGUCCACCCACAAAAUAUUUCCCGCGCUGUCUGAUAGAAAACGGGCGUAAACAUGUUGAUGUAAAACGAAGGAAAUGGAGGUGUAGACUCAGAUGUAUUGAUAAAGAGACAAAAUAAAGAGAUUUUACUGAUACCACUGAGUGCUUGAGGAAACACAGCAUGAGGAUGUGAGCAGAAGAUCACAACAGUUGGUAUAGUCUGCUUCUGUGUCCUGCCUCUGAACCUCUUGCCCAGUCACCCACCUCAAGAGGCAGCCAACACUGUCACCACCUCCUGGGGACACUGGUGGGCAGGACAGAAGGUGGGUGGUGGCCCAGCAGAAACCACCACCAGGAUAUAAUUAUUAGUGUGAGGCGGCGAGUGUGGACCAUGACCCAGGAGAAGCCCAGGUGGUCAAUGGUGUGAUCUCUCGCCGCCCUUCCCUCCUCUUGUUGCUCCUGUAGCUAGUGUAUGGCCGCAAUCAUGAACUUCCUUCCAGAUAUAAAGAAGCGUGUUAAGAAGGGUGGUGGAAGCCGCACCUUACCCUCUACUGGAGGCACACCCACACGGGGGGUCGACAGUCCUGGUGGUGUGCGGGGUAACACGCCCAUAGAUCCAUCCGAGGCCAUUGGUUGGGCUGUAGUUAAAUACAACUACCAAGCUCAACAGAUGGAUGAACUUUCUUUGGUUAAAGGUACAAGAGUUCUAAUCCUUGAGAAAAGUAAUGAUGGGUGGUGGCGAGGUCAUUACAACAACCUGGUUGGGUGGUUCCCUUCCAACUACACCACAGAAGAACCCACUGAGGAGGACCACACAUACACUAUGGCAGAGAAUGUGCUUGAUGUUGUUGUGGCUCUCUAUUCUUUUACCGCACAAAACGAACAUGAACUAUCUUUCACGAAAGGAGAGAGAAUGGAGGUUCUUGACCGGCCACCUUCUGACCCAGAAUGGUACAGGGCUAGGAACACUCAAUCACAGGUUGGGCUGAUUCCAAAGAAUUAUGUUCAAGAGCUUCAUGAAGUGGUAGACACUCGAGCAUCACGAUCUCGAGAGCCUUCUCAGACACGGCAGCUUCCUCCACCAGGCCCCAGCAACAGUGCACACCCACCUGCUACCAACGGUGGUGCUCACAAUGCAGACUCCCAUCUUGCACAGGGUAUGCAGGGCCUUAAUAUGAAUGCAGCAGCACCUUCACCACCUGCUCCAGCGAUGUCAGCUGUUCCUCCUGUGAGUGGUGUUCCUCCAGACAAGGGCCACUUCUCCACUAGAGACUGGUACUAUGGACCCAUCACUCGAGCACAGUGUGAUGACAUCCUCAAUCAGCGAGGACAUGAUGGAGACUUCCUUAUUAGAGAUUCUGAAACUAAUGUGGGUGACUUCAGUGUGUCUUUGAAAGCUGCAGGUCGCAACAAGCACUUCCGAGUGCAUGUUGAAAAUGGACUGUAUUGUAUUGGUCAACGAAAAUUCCAAACCUUGGACCAGCUGGUGGAUCACUAUCAGCGGUCACCUAUUUAUACCAGCCAAAAAGGGGAGAAGCUUUACCUAAUCCGGCCGUUGCCUAAACCAUAAGCUCUAUAAAUACGUAUCAGUAACAAAUAGAUUAUACUCUCCAAAACUUUGCCAAUGCUGAAAUGAUAACUUCUUAAUCUCAGCCCUUUGUGGGAUAAGCAUGUGGGUCCUGGGUCUGUCAAGAAGUUGAAGGCAAGGGAAACUGUCCACUUGGCAUUUCAGCUGUUGCUGUUGCCACAGUAGUUCUUCCGCUAUCAGAAUAAAAUUUUAUGAAUCCAUGUCACAACACAUUGUUUUAACCUGUCAAGGCCUGAUGUUGUUUAAGAUAGUGUACUUUUUAUAAAUCAUAGGAAUUAUAACAAUAAGGUUCUUGGUUCACUAAUAGCUGAAAAUUAACAGAAUACAGCUAUUAUGCAGCUAUUAUUGGAUAUAGAUGAAUAUUUUGCCACUCCUUAGACAUCAUGUUAAAAUUAAUUCACAGUAAGAGGCUUUGCAGGGUAAUGAAGGCAACUAUGGAGACACUUCCAAAUCUUUGCUGAAUGUGUAGUUUAGCAUUAAUAUGACACCUAAUAAACUCUGCAAUGUGCUCUCUUUGUUGGGAUGAUUGUUAUUAUCACUGAUUUUUCAGUGGAAAAUGUUUUUUCCAGUAUAUAUGGAAAGUGUUGUCCAGUCUUUAUGCAUUGAGUGUUAAUGUAGUAUGGUUCAUUUUCAUUUUGUGAUCUCACAAGGACAGUACGUAUUUGAAUACUGUAUUAACCUGAACUGAGUCAUGAUGAAAAAUAUGGCUAUUGAUGUGACAAAGGAUGAGCACAUUACCUCAGCCAUACUAAAGGAACAAAUGUGAACAAUUAGGAAAAGUUAAGUUUGAAGUUUGUAUCUUUUAGCUGACAUGUUGCUCACACACACACAUAAGGUUACUGUAAGGCUGGAAAGUUAGUCACCAAGAUGUCCAUCAUUCCUACUGUACUGGAGUUAACGAAAGCAAAAGUCCAUGUAUAUUAAUUUUUCAGAAUAUUAGUUGUAGUUGUAAAGUACAGAGUAGAAAGUGCAAUCUUUCGUUUAAGGAGAGGAAUUUUCCACAAUAAGUGCAUAAAGGAUGGAGCCAGCACCAUCGUGAUAAUAUAUGCUGCACAUACUUUAUGACAUACUGAAACAGAAUCAGCAUCCAUACUUGACAGUAUUAGUGACCGAAGCUCUUUUUCCACUGGUGGUGCUCAUGCCCUGGGUUGCAGACUUCUUGGUUGGGCAGAUGAUGAAGCUUGUGUGUAGCAAAUACUGUGCAUUACCAAUUCCAUUUAGAAUUGGGCUUGUCUGGUGUGUGAUUAAUUUGAUAUUCUCACUAGAGUAUGAAAAAUGCUCAUUUCCUAAAUGUUUACUUGGUAUGCAUGAGACAGCAAGAGAAGAAUAUGAUAUUGUGAUUUCAGGAACAGCAAGCACAGUGAUAAUGCUUGGUGGAUAAGUGUGUCCCCUUCAGUAAUGUGUCUUAGAACAGAUCAUGUGCAUUUUUAACUCUCUUGGAUGAUCCAAGGGAGAGCCUAUUUGAUAUUCAUGAGAAGGAUAAUUCUCAAUUUUGUACAUGGCAAGUUUUUUAUCAAUUUAGCUUUUAGUAUUAAUAUUGCUUCUUAUUCCUACUAGUCAGUAUAGCUUGAAAGACAAGGCACAUUAAUGGCAAUCUGUGCAGCUUUUUAUACUUCAGUUAAUGUUUAGAUAUAGGUAUUCUUACAAGAUUUGAGUCAUGUUUGUGUGUUACAUGAGUGCAGAAUUAAAUUUGUUUUCAGCAUGAUCUUUUUACUUUGUUUAUAUUAAGUUUGCCAUGUUGAUAUAUGUUAUAUGAAACAUGUUUGAGAACAAACAUAUUGCAUUUUCCUAGAUUUGCAUUUCUUAGAAUUUUGUGUAACUGUAUGUGCACAUUUAACUUCAUCUAGGUUGGUGUAAAGUUUUGUUUGCUUUACAACUUUAAAUUGCAGGAAUGUAUAAUAGUUUUUUGUACAUUUUUCUUAAAUCAGGUUAAUGAUUCUUGGCACCAGAAUCUCAAAUCCCUAUUUUUCUUGAAGUGGUGUGAGAGUUUAUCAGCCUGUGUGUGCUGUAUGUUUGUAAGUGCUAGUCAUAAGCCCUGCCACUGACACUGGAUUCAGCAGUGCUUUAAGCAGCCCAGAAAGAGCGUCAGGCUCCAGCCUUUCACACACUUUUAUUGUAAUUGCAAUGGUACUGUGUAGCCUGCCACCGUUAGUCCCUGCUUUGCCUGUAACCAAAGAUUGUCCUUGUUCUGAAUUCUUCUGUAAUGGUGUGCUUGAUAAUAUAGGCCUACAGUGACCUUUUUUAUGAUGUACCAUUCACAAGUACUGUUCAAAGUGGUUAUUCUUGAUGACUACUGUACUACUAAUGAUAAUACAAAGAAAUGUCCCAGCCUUUACAGAACUAACAGGUUGAUCUCAGUGCUGGGCCUGUGCUCUCUUGUCCUCCUUGCUCCCCUGGCCCCUCUGGUUCAUGGACAGGUAUCCAACACUUGAUCAUAAACUUUUCAGAUUGGUGCUCUAUUAUAUCUUGAAAAUCUUUUCUUAUGUUCUUUAUUGAACAAAUGUCAUUUUUCUGUAGUUCUAGAACCAGAGGUAAGGUCUAGACAGAUAUCAGAUAAUACUCCUUCUCAUAUGAUAUACAAUUGAUAUACAGUAACAUUUUGCAGACCCACAUCCCAUACAGUCCGUGUUUGUGCUUCAAAUGAUAACACCAUCUUUGCCGCAACCCAAUGCAACAAGUUUUUUUUUUAUAAAUUCCUAGCAGGUUUGGUUAUGACUUUGAAUGAAUGACAUGGAUGGUUUUGAUAGUUACUAUACAAGGUCAUGUGCACAAGGAACAAAUCUGCUAGUAAAGGUUGUGGUGGAUUUGGGUGUUGAGAUCCUGGAUGGAUUUAAGUCACAAAGUUGGAUUAAGUUGGCGGCUAUUUAUUAGUGGACUGAGUAGCUCGUGGCCAAGUGUCCAUGAAGUGACUUGGAAAUGCUCAGUGUUGCCACUCAUUUAUACUUUUAUGUUUGUACAAAAUGUAAUUACCUUAAAUAAAAUUUUUACAAAAUAAA
Molecule: messenger RNA, 4610 nt
Organism: Homarus americanus (American lobster)
Lineage: Eukaryota; Metazoa; Arthropoda; Malacostraca; Decapoda; Nephropidae
Gene: dock
Product: cytoplasmic protein NCK1-like
Exons: 7
Coding region: 499-1596 (365 amino acids)
Molecular function (GO): protein binding
Source: RefSeq, a predicted model, not a curated record